Saccostrea cuccullata (small rock oyster) is the source of this 2053-nucleotide messenger RNA. RefSeq names its product mucin-5AC-like. The record is from RefSeq and is a predicted model, not a curated record. The transcript has 2 exons. Bases 144 to 1739 code for a protein of 531 amino acids. Lineage: Eukaryota; Metazoa; Mollusca; Bivalvia; Ostreida; Ostreidae.
CACGACUACCGAAUUAUGAUUUUCAAUAAUAAUUAAUUAAUUAAUAAGUGCAUCGUUAUCUAUGACAGGUAUAAUGACGACCUUUCUGAGAGUUCUAAGGUAUAUAAGGCGCGUGUGAUCGGCGUUUCUGUACUCCAUCCAUCAUGGUUCAGUCUAGAAUUGCUUUGGUGUGUUUGGUUGUCGUGUUGCCUUCGGUAGCUGGCUGGUGGUUGGCAAACCAGAACCAGAAUCUGAACAACAAUGUCAACGUAAACACAGGAUUUUAUGAUCCGCCUCCUGCCCCGGCCCCAGAGCCCCCGGCACCAAAGCCAAAACAAGUGAUCCACGCCACCAAAGACCACGUUGUCAGCAUCAACUUUCAUGCUCCAAUUAAGAACAAAUUCAUCCCAACACUGAACAUUGGAGGAUUUGGUGGACCUGCACCCAAAAGUCCAUCAGCUUCACCAAAGAAGAAGUCACCAAAGAAAUCCCCUAAGAAGGGAAAGAGGCCACCCAUGCCCAAAAAGAAGACUCCUUCUCCUAAGAAGUCCAAGGCCCCUAAACAGAAAGAACCUAAGAGUUCUCCUCCAAAGGGGUCCCCACCCAAGGGUUCUCCCCCUAAAUCUUCUGGAGGAGCCGCUGGCCUCCCAAUGAACCUUGUCUUCAACAACAACUUCCCACAGAACAUGAUGAAUGUUGUCGGAGCUCACAACAACGUUAGAGGCAAGGGUGUACACAUGCCAAACAACAAUGCCGGAGGAACCCAAAAGGUCACCCAGAGCUACCAUGCUACCGGAGGAAUCCAGACACAGAGUGGUGGUCAAGGAGGUCAACAAGGAGGACAACAGGGCGGACAACAACAGGGUGGCGGACAAGGAGGAAGCCAGGGCGGAUACAAAACCUGGGGUGGAUCUAGAUAUACCAACAUCCACUCAGUAAAAUACCCAAGCAAUGAUGUCACAGUCAUUGGAAGUGGAAAUGAGGUUCACACCGUAGCUGGGUUAUAUAAUAAUGUUAAAUACCAGAAGAAAGUUGCUCCCAAGCCAGAUCCCAUGCAGGGAAUGCAGUUUAAACUUCUAUUGAAUUUGCUCCAGAAAAUGGUUGUAAAAGUUAACCAUGCACCACCAACAACACCUCCAACAGAAACAACUACCACUACCACUGAAGCCACGACAACCCCAGCAGAAACCACUACAACCACUGAAGCUACCACCACCACCACCACAACAGAGGCAACCACCACCACAACAGAAGCCACAACCACUACCACCACCCCAGAACCUACAACCACUACUACAGAGGCAACCACCACAGCAUUCUCUUUGGCUCAAAAUUCAAUGCUGUUAGAAGCUCUUUUAGCGCAGCUCACUGGCAGUUCCAAUGUUCAGACACAACAAGCUGCCGUUCUAGACCUCUAUGGACGAGGAGGACAGAAAUCAGUUUCCAUGUCUGCUAACUCAGGAGCUGGUCAGCAAGCCACCUUAGACAUCUUGGGUGCCCUGCAACAAGCUCCAACCACACCUCCACCCUAUCUUGAUCCAGUGGCCCAGCUUGACCUUCUUGCAGCUGGUGGAACUAUCUCGAAUUCCUACGCCGCUCCUGGUGCCGCACUCCCUGGAGUCACCCCUGCCCCUGCCGGUACUGCUGGAGGAGUUGACCUCGGAUGGCUGGCCAAGUACAUGCCUCAACUCGCUCUUCACAAACGGGCCCCAGUCAAAGUCAUCUCUGGAGGUUAUGGUAAAAGGAAGACUGUGAAGUGAAGUCACCGAUUGAACUGAUCUUCCAAAUGACUAUUCUUGUCUCAGUCAAUAUUAAUUCUAUUUUUUUCUGAUGAAGUAUUGUGAUAUUUAUUUAUCAGUAUUAUAUGCAAUCAGUGGUUAAGACAGGUAUUUCGUAUCAACAAAAUUUUUCAUACUUUCGAAAUAGAGAUGUAUGAAAUCCGUUUUCUGAGGCACGAUUGUUAAAAAAUGCAGGAAUAUUGUGGUGUUUACAGUGUUAUUUAUUUUUUAAAUGUUUUCUUGUUGUGUUGAUUGUGGCUUUGAACAUGUAUGGAAUAAAGCCUUUACAAUGAAAA